AUGACUGGUCUGGGAGGCAGUCCGGGCUCUUCCGCGCCUCAGUCCUUCAAAGCACUUCUGAGUGAAGGUAACACCAUCCGCCGGAACCUUGCAAAGGUGCCCAAGGACCAGCAAAAGCUCCUUGACAGACCUGACUCCUGGUUCACAUCUCACAAAGACACCAAUGGACCACCUAACCUCCCUGCCGGCGUCCUUGAGAGCCUCAGAGAAUUCCACGCAGCCCGCCCCUGCAUUGCUUCGACAUACGCGGCCGACUCCCACCAGUCCUUUCAAGCGCCCCAAGUUGUUCACGAUACCCCGGGUGCUCCCAGAACCCUCGCCCGCGUUCCAGAAGUUGAGUAUUUCUUGGCUUCACAAGCAGGACCUUCGGGUUCGAAGUCAGGCACAGAUCUCCCGGCAGCCACAAUCACAGACGAGCAGAGGGCAACAAUUGCAGAGGAACGGGAUCCCAUGAUCAUGGAAGAAGAUGCUGAAAAGGAGACCAUUGGCAUGAAAAAGCCAGUGCUACGCGUGAGUAUGGACGAUCCCAUGCGUUGGAAGAAGGCAGAUGACAAACGGGAACUCAUCCAGUGGUUGAAUGACAAUUGGGUGGAGUCCGACUGGCUUCCGCCGCCUUUGCAGGAGUAUCGAUCCACUCUUUCCUUCAGCAGUCUCAAGACGUUGCAGAAUAUCACCAAGCUGGCCAUUGACGGAGGAAUUGAUCUUUUGAGUCUAUGGGCUGAGCCCGACGGCUGCCUCUACCGCACAAUCUCCAGGCAAUCGAAUGGAAAGCUCUCCUUUCCUGAAGAUCUGAAUCACGAAGCUCUUGAGCCUUUAGCGAAGGCUUCACGACUGGCAAGAGAGAGAAGAGCUGCGCGAAUCGACCCCAUUGCGCCACGACGCCAACCGACUGUCGAGCCUUCUGCAGUCGCAGCUCCCGUCAGAGACGAAGCGGCUGUGGAGAACGCAGAAAACGGCAGCAACAUGUUGCCGGAUUUCGCUGAGUCAUCGCAUCCUCCAAGAGAGGAAACCUUGGAAUGGUUCUCGCAACAACCCGCAAAGGCUUUUCAGAACGCAUACCCGUCUUUCACAGGGAGUGUUGCCGAUUUUGUCAGAGCGUGCAUUGUGGUCAAGGGACUUCAGCGCAAGCAUCAGCUUCCCAAAUGGCUGUACGAUGACUUCAUCCGGGCAUUCGUGGACGGUUACACUUCAUAUAUGGAUGAAGUAGAUAAGUCGUCCUCUAUUGCAAAGCCAAUGUCAGCCAUAAGAUGGUACGUGGCCAAUGUUGAUCGGCCCGUCUAUCAGAAAGAUGUGGUAACGGCCGAUAAUCUGGAUCGAAUCUUCGAGAUCUACUCCGAAGAGGUCGGAGAAGCCAAGAAAUGGCUGUUGGAUGGGAUCUCGUCCUCGCCAAUUGUUCUUGAAACACCGCAGAGGCCGGCCGUGAAUGUCUCGAUGCCGAGCAAACACGCUUCGCCGACGUUGCCAGUGGCCAGUAUACCGAAGGAUGACACGAUGGAACCUCCCAACGCCUCUGGCACUAUGGCCCUCUGCUCGCCUGCUGAAGGUUUACGUUCGCCUCGGGAGGUGCAAGCUGCAUCAGAGGUCGUUCGGGCUCCCAUGAUUAGAGAGCAGCCUGAUUCCAGAGACGAAGCCUCUCUGCCCAAGCCGAAGCUGAACCCCAGCCGACAAGACAAAGACAAACAACGAAUGGCAGACGAGGAACCUCCGCGCCGUGUCUCUCCAAUCACACCAACGCUGCGACGCCAAAAGUCGCCUGCUUCAGCAGAUGAUGAUCUGGUUUUCGUUUCGAGUCACCCGCGAUCUCGUCCUGCAUCAGUCCAAGCGGCGAGUACAGAGAAGAUUAUCAAGCAUGAGAGCCCAACGGUCCAUCGUGCUUCCCCUCUUGAUCGGUCUACUCCACAGAAGGUCCCCGCCAUCAACCAAGCGAAUGGGACCUUGUCAGAGAGACGGCGGACUGGAACCAUUGCAGAGACGCCACCGCCAGCACCGAAGACCGCGGCCGCCUUUCCUGGAAACAAAGUGACAUCGGGAGCGGGGAAGACUGCCGUGCGUCGAACUCUACCCGCUUCAUUCGAUUUCGGCCCUCCUUCGCGUCCUGCGGUUAGCAGCCCGGCACGGAGUACCCUCUCCGCUUCUACCCAAGACGCACGAGUCAAGAAGCCGAAGAAAACGGAGAAGGAAAAACAGGAGGCGUACAGAAGAAAGAUCGCGAAACUUUUCAAGCAGGGACGUCUUCCUGGAUCCACUCCUGCGCCUAAAGGCGGGGAUGCUUAA
Molecule: messenger RNA, 2274 nt
Organism: Colletotrichum gloeosporioides
Lineage: Eukaryota; Fungi; Ascomycota; Sordariomycetes; Glomerellales; Glomerellaceae
Exons: 2
Coding region: 1-2274 (757 amino acids)
Source: RefSeq, a predicted model, not a curated record